AUGGGGAAGCACCAGACUGAAGGUUACAUCCUUGUCGUCCGAUCUCGCAUCAGCGUAAAUGUGCUGCCACAUAUCACAACUAACAGCAAUGGGAAUAUGUUUGCCCAUGUCCAUGGAGUCACCGCGAUGACAACAUACCUCUCCGCGGAUAAUACACUGCAGAAAUCCCUGUGGCACGCUGAAAUAUUGAGGUCUCGACAUAACUGCCGCCCGUGGCGCAAAGGCAACAUGGGUAACGAAAUACAUGUGCCUCACGAUAAGUCGCGAAUUGAGAAGGGUGUAUUUUCUGCCCGUAUUCAUCGGCCGGCCUGUAGCCAUGUACCCUUCCCCCGUUUCAGCGUGGUAAUGCAAUAUGCCAUGGCGGCAAAUAAGGAUUGCCACCAGCAUCUUCAGGACGUUCGGGUCGACUUUGAAUUCUGGUGGUUCGAGUGUGGAGCACUCAGAAGAUGGGGAAGACGGUGGGGACAUUUUGCGCACUACAAAUCAUAUGACUGA
Suillus clintonianus is the source of this 495-nucleotide messenger RNA. RefSeq lists its product as uncharacterized. Bases 1 to 495 code for a protein of 164 amino acids. The record is from RefSeq and is a predicted model, not a curated record. NCBI's taxonomy places the organism in Eukaryota, Fungi, Basidiomycota, Agaricomycetes, Boletales, Suillaceae. The transcript is spliced from 6 exons.